GGAGGAAAUCACGCGCGAGAGAAGCACAUGCAUAACGUGUGCUCGUCUUCUACACCUAGCUCUUGCAUUGUGGGCUUGUGGUAGUAUCCCAAGUUCUUCAAGGUCAUGGAGGCUGCAGCGGCGUCACUUCUUCCUCCUGCUCGGAAGGUGCUUAUUCUGGUCUCGCUGAUCCUCACAGCUGGAUCGCUGUCUCGACGAGCUUCAGCUGUUUCGCCGUCGCAUGAAUAUGGAGAUGGAGUACGAUACGACUACAGAGCUUACACUGAGUGCAAACCUAACCCUGAGCCUGCUCUGUACAAUGGUGGCAUCCUCCGUUGGGCGAGCAAAAUAACUGAUUUCAGAACAGAGGACGAGGGGAACUACUCUCCAGCAUUUGUGCUCUACAACAUGUCGGCGGCAAUCGCAUACAGCUUCUCCUGUUGGGUGAAAAUCGAAGGACCAGCAACUGCACAUGUGAAGGCAAAGAUACUGACCCUAGAAAACGCAGCAUCAAAAUGCAUUGGCACAGCUCUCGUGCGAAAUGACUGCUGGUCUUUCCUCAAAGGUGGUUUUGCUCUCAACUCCUCGUCUCAAACCUCGGUCCUCUAUUUCCAGACAGCAAGCCCAAACGCUUCGACGAUCUCAAUCAGAAGCGCCUCCUUGCAACCAUUCUCACCUGAUCAAUGGAAUCAGCACAGGGAGGACCGUAUUCAGCUGAUUCGGAAGCGUUUCGUCAACGUCCAUGUCUCCAACGCCAACGGCAGCCGUGUCGUUGGGGCGAAUGUUUCCGUGCAUCAGAUCGCCCGAGAUUUCCCCUUUGGCUCUGCCAUCAGCAAGAGUAUCCUUGGGAACAAGCCGUAUCAGGACUGGUUCAACAAGCGGUUUAACGCGGCGGUGUUCGAGAACGAGCUCAAGUGGUACGCCACGGAGCCGUCCCCGGGGAAGGAGGACUACACGGUGGCGGACCAGCUGCUGCAGUUCGUGCAGUCCAACGACGUGAUGGCGCGCGGGCACAACAUCUUCUGGGAGGACCCCAAGUACACGCCGGCGUGGGUGAAGAACCUGACCGGCUCGGAGCUCCGCGCCGCGGUGGCCGGCCGGAUCGAGAGCCUGCUGUCCCGGUACAAGGGCGACUUCGUGCACUGGGACGUCAGCAACGAGAUGCUGCACUUCGACUUCUACGAGAACCGCCUCGGCGGCAACGCCACCGCCGAGUUCUUCAGCACGGCCAAGCGCGCGGACCCGCUGGCCACGCUCUUCCUCAACGACUUCAACGUCGUGGAGGUCUGCGACGACCUCAGCUCCAGCGCCGACUCCUACGUCUCCCGGCUCCGGCAGCUCGCCGAUGGCGGCGUCACCUUCGAGGGCAUCGGCCUGGAGGGCCACUUCGGCAAGCCCAACAUACCCUACGUGCGCGCUGUGCUGGACAAGCUGGGGACGCUGCGGCUUCCCAUCUGGCUCACCGAGAUCGACAUCAGCAGCUCGUUCGAUCAGAAAACGCAGGCCGCAUACCUGGAGGAGGUGCUCCGCGAAGGGUUCGCGCACCCGUCGGUGGACGGCAUCAUGCUCUGGACGGCGAUGGGCAGGAACGCCAGCUGCUACCAGAUGUGCCUGACGGACGCCAACUUCACCAACCUUCCCGCCGGAGACGUUGUCGACAGGCUCCUCGAGGAGUGGCAGACCAGGGAGGUGCUGGGCGCCACCAAUGACCGCGGCUCCUUCAACUUCAGCGCGUUCCUGGGCGAGUACAAGCUCUCCGUCACCUACCAGAACCUCACUUCCGAGGGCACCUUCUCCCUGGCUCGCAGCGACGACACCAAGCACAUUAACGUCCGUCUACAAGGACCUGCAGCCUGAGGAAAUUAAAGGAGGCGAAUCCACGCACUGCUCCUCGCUGCUGUGGGCGUUAUUAUUACUGUGGUAUUAUAUAUGAACUGGUAAUUGGUACUUGGAUCGAAUUAAAAGUGCGUGUUUUGAGUAAUUCUAGGACUGAAUGAUGCGAAUAUUGAGGACAGCAGAUUGAUCAAGGAGAAUUAAGCAACUACUAGUCAUCGAUCCGUGCAAUAUAGUA
Molecule: messenger RNA, 2050 nt
Organism: Setaria italica (foxtail millet)
Lineage: Eukaryota; Viridiplantae; Streptophyta; Magnoliopsida; Poales; Poaceae
Product: anti-sigma-I factor RsgI6
Exons: 7
Coding region: 106-1836 (576 amino acids)
Biological process (GO): carbohydrate metabolic process
Molecular function (GO): hydrolase activity, hydrolyzing O-glycosyl compounds
Source: RefSeq, a predicted model, not a curated record